UUGUGCACAUUUCACAAUGAGCCGCGUUCGGCGUUUGCCCUGCAGACAUUUUCGAGGUGUCAGCUUGUCGGAGAUGAAUCGUUCAAUGAGCGCUCACAUUCAGGAGAUACUCUUACGUCAUCUGUCCGGCCAAUCGGAGUGGACACAAGAGGGACUCUUCAGCCUAUGUUACAGGCUCCUCUUCAGAGCCGGCUACCUCACGCUGUUUGACAGCACGGAGAACGUCGCGGCGGUCUAUAGCGAGUUCCGCACAUUUGACCACCUCCUUUCCAAACUGGCUCGCUGCUCUCUCCGAGGAGGGGAGAGCAAGACAGCCCACUCGUCGCGCGAGCGACUGUGGGAGCUUCUGUCUCUGAGCAACGGGCACAACGACGACAGCGAGUGGCGGUCCUGGCAGCGGAGCUACCAGCGCUUCCUCCAGGAAGAGGGAGUGGAUGCUGACAUGCAGAGGAGAGCUCUCCUGCUGCAGCUGUGGAUUACACAAUGUAAUGCCGGACCAGCAGCCUUUUGGCUUCUCGGUUUCCUGCUCACUCACCCCGAGGCCAAGGAGGCGGUCCAAUCAGAGAUGAGAGGCCUUUGUCGCGAGGACGGCUCCGCCCGGGAGGGGCGAGCGAACAAGGCACCCAGUACACCCGUGUUAGACAGCGUUCUGAAAGAGACUCUAAGACUCACCGCCGCUGCAAUGAUCAGCAGAGAGGUGGUGAAAGACAAAGUCCUGCACAUGGCCGACGGGCGAGAGUACCGCCUCAGAAGAGGGGACAAAGUGUGUCUCUUCCCCUUCCUCAGCCCCCAAAUGGACCCGCAGAUACAUCCGGAACCUCAGGUUUUCAAGUAUGACCGCUUCUUAAAUGGCGACCUGACCGCCAGGGAAGAUUUCUACAAGGACGGUAGCAGACUGAAGUACUUCACCAUGCCCUGGGGUGCCGGGAGCAACGUGUGCGUGGGGAAAGACUUCGCUGUGACAACUAUUAAGAAGUGAGUGGUUUAAGAUGCGUAUCGCUCUGUCGUGUACGCACAGCGUCGCUGGCCGGGAGAUGACGUACUCGCCGUCAAAGCGUGCAGUUUCAUCUGACUUAAGAGAUCACAAUGGAUUACUGAAUAUUACUUAAUCCACUUUAUAUACUGUAGUAUUUCCUUAUACUGUUGAAUGAAGAGAAAAGUGUGGAGGGGAGGGA
Messenger RNA from Syngnathoides biaculeatus (alligator pipefish), 1175 nucleotides. It is a transcript of the gene ptgis, whose product is annotated as prostaglandin I2 (prostacyclin) synthase. The transcript is spliced from 6 exons. Gene Ontology annotation, biological process: prostaglandin biosynthetic process. The record is from RefSeq and is a predicted model, not a curated record. Gene Ontology annotation, molecular function: monooxygenase activity; heme binding; prostaglandin-I synthase activity. The coding region runs from base 17 to 979 and encodes 320 amino acids. NCBI's taxonomy places the organism in Eukaryota, Metazoa, Chordata, Actinopteri, Syngnathiformes, Syngnathidae.